Fusarium keratoplasticum is the source of this 2622-nucleotide messenger RNA. Its product is annotated as Alpha-L-rhamnosidase. The transcript has 2 exons. The record is from RefSeq and is a predicted model, not a curated record. Bases 1 to 2622 code for a protein of 873 amino acids. Gene Ontology annotation, biological process: carbohydrate metabolic process. NCBI's taxonomy places the organism in Eukaryota, Fungi, Ascomycota, Sordariomycetes, Hypocreales, Nectriaceae.
AUGUCUGUUUCAAUUGCCCAGUUGAGUGCCGAGCACCACCACAAUGGCUUUGGCCUCUUUACAGCUACUCCUCGCUUAUCAUGGCGCUUCAACUCUACAACCAUCAAAGGCUGGAAACAGGCUUCCUAUGACUUAGCCAUAACUCGCAAUGGCAAGGAGGAAACCUAUCAUGUCGACUCUGCCAGCUCAGUGUACAACCCCUGGCCUUCGUCACCCCUGUCAUCUCGAGAACGGGCGGGGAUUAAGGUCCGAGCUGUGGGAGUCGAUGCAUCGUCAACAGACUGGGCAAACUUGACUAUUGAGGCUGCUCUCCUGAAUCGCUCCGACUGGACUGCAAAGCUCAUCGGCGGACCUCCACAAGGGCCAGAGCCGAAACGACCUGUGCUGCUGCGCAAGACCUUUACCAAUCCUGGGUCUAAUUGUGCUCGUCUUUACGCAACCGCCCAUGGCGUGUACGAGGUUCACAUCAAUGGUCAGCGCGUCAGCGAUGAACUACUUGCCCCUGGAUGGCAGUCAUACAAUCACCGUCUUCACUACCAAACCUACGACGUCACGUCUCUUCUGCAAGAAGGCGAAAACGUCAUCGGCGCCCAUGUAGCUGAGGGAUGGUUCGCCAGCAGGAUUGGACGACCUGGUGUGGCGAACCACUGGGGAGAGCAACUAGGCUUCCUGGCACAGCUUGAAGUCGACGGCAGCGUCUGUUGUCAGACUGACUCGAGUUGGGAGUACCUAGAUGGUCCUCUCCUCCUUUCCGAGUUGUACAAUGGCGAAGUCUUUGACAGCAAUCUCGCCGACCUUGCUUGGUCUACGUUAGCAUCCAAGGCACAGGCGAAGGGAUCGGUUGAGGAGCUCCCUUUCCCAAAGGCGGAGCUGAUCGCACCCGAAGUCGCCCCCAUCACUCGCAUCAUGGAACUGAAGCCCAAGGAGAUUAUCACGACUCCAAAAGGCAAAAAGGUCCUAGAUUUCGGCCAGAACUUUGUUGGUUGGCUUCGAGUCGAGAAAAACAUUCCCGGAAAGCCUGGUGAUACCCUCUUGAUCAGGCAUGCAGAGGUCAUGGAGCAUGGAGAGCUGGGCACCAGGCCUUUAAGAUCGGCCAAAGCCCUUUACGAGUUGAAGCUUGGAGGACCAACCAAGGGUUGUGAAGCCAAGUUUACCUUCUUUGGGUUCCGGUAUGCCGAGAUCAACGGCUAUGAAGAUGUCUCCCUCGAAGACUUCACAGGCAUUGUGAUAGCCUCGAACCUCCGUCGCACAGGCACUUUCGAGUCCUCUCAUACCAUGCUCAACCGCUUGCACGAAAACGCCAUCUGGUCCAUGAGAGGCAACUUCAUCUCGAUCCCAACCGACUGUCCUCAACGCGACGAAAAACUGGGUUGGACCGGAGACAUCCAAGUCUUUUCCCCGACCGCAAACUUCCUCUUCGACACGUCCGCUUUCUUGGGGUCGUGGCUGCGUGAUCUUGACAUGGAUCAGAAUGAUGCCAAUGGCGUUGUUCCCGUUAUUAUCCCCAAUCUUCCAAAACAGCCAGACAACCGCAUGAAAAGGCCAAUGGCAGUCUGGGGAGACACCUCUGUGAUUACGCCUUGGGACUUGUACACGGCCUUUGGCGACAUCAGUCAACUUGAAGCACAGUGGGAAAGCAUGUGCAGUUGGCUUGAUGUCGGUGUUCCUCGAGACGAAAGAGGCUUUUGGUCUACAGACUGGCCUCAAUAUGGUGACUGGUUAGAUCCCCGAGCGCCGGUCGAUAUGCCAGGGAACUGUCCAACCGACAACUUCUUGGUCGCAAACGCCUACCUCAUCUACACCACUAAGUUGGCUGCAGAGGUUGGAAAGGUGUUGGGGAAGAAUGAAAAGAGCGUAAAGUACGCAUCUGAUGCGGCGUCCCUUAUAUUACUCUUCAGAGAGGAAUAUGUUACUCCAAAAGGAAGGAUGGCCUGCGAUACGCAAACGACCUACGCUCUUGCCCUCAAGUUUGGUCUUCUGGAAGAAAAGCAUCUCGCAACUGCAAGAGAGAGACUGGGUUAUCUCGUCCGCUGGGAGAGAUUCAAGAUCACCACCGGCUUUGCCGGAACACCCAUCAUUCUCCAUGCUCUCUCGGAGAAUGGCAUGCUCAACCUUGCAUACCGAAUGCUUCAAGAGCGAGACUGUCCCAGCUGGUUAUACCCCGUCGGCAUGGGCGCAACCUCAAUCUGGGAAAGAUGGAACUCGAUGCUCGAGGACGGAAGCAUCAACCCUGGCCAAAUGACGUCUUUCAACCAUUACGCUCUUGGUUCAGUAUGUGCAUUCAUGCACAAGACGGUCGGCGGUCUUUCUCCCACCUCUCCCGGCUGGAAGACUGCCCUUGUGAAGCCUCAGCCUGGUGGAACUAUUCGCUUCGCCAAGACGAGCUUCGAUUCACCAUAUGGAUUGUAUGAAGUGGACUGGAAGAUAGAAGGCGGAAAGAUGACGACCAAGGCCAAGAUCCCUCCAAACACAGAGGCCCGCGUUGUCUUGAAUGGAGUCGAUGAGACGGUCGGAAGUGGUGAAUAUGAGUAUGUAACCGAGUGGAAUGAUGAUGCUGAGUGGCCGCCGAAUUACAUCUCGGGACCUCAGAGAAACACGGUCGGGGCUUCUUUUGUGCCUUGA